CUGGUAGCACUCCUCCUACUGGCGGUAUGCCUCCCACUGGUGGCACUCCCCCAUCUGGCGGUACUCCUCCUACUGGUGGCACUCCCCCGACUAGCGGUACUCCUCCUACUAGUGGAACUCCCCCCAGUGGCGGUAACACAGCUUGCGAGGGUGACAACACCUGCACUUCUGAAGAAACGAGCAACACAAAUGGCAACAAGACGGGAACAAACAAGGGAGGCAAUAGCUCUUCCAGCUCUUCCAGCUCUUCUAGCUCUUCUUCCUCGAGCAGCUCUUCAUCUUCUACUACUGGCGGAACUCCCGGGUGCACUGAAUGCGAAAACCCCCCUCCUGAGGACUGCGAAGAGUAAGCGGGCUCAUACUGGAUGGGUGGUGGCGCCAAAGGUGAGAACCAAAAUGUUUUCCAGGGUGCUCCGUCUUUCCUUCCUUUGUAACUUAGUCCCGACUGUGUUUCUCUAAGCUGGAUGCUGGAUUCGAUUAUUGUUUGUUGGAUUUCUAUAACUUGUCACUCAUUUACGUGUAAUCGGUAAUUCUCUCUUUUGCCCGUCGUUCGUUUACCACAAUAUGGCUUGAGAUAAUGCAGU
Messenger RNA from Aspergillus alliaceus, 584 nucleotides. RefSeq lists its product as uncharacterized. The record is from RefSeq and is a predicted model, not a curated record. Bases 27 to 350 code for a protein of 107 amino acids. Lineage: Eukaryota; Fungi; Ascomycota; Eurotiomycetes; Eurotiales; Aspergillaceae. The transcript has a single exon.